AUGAAUUUGCCACCUCCUGUAACAAAGAAGGCUUACAAUGACCAUCAAAUCCAAAUAAAAACCAUUGCGGCAGACAAUGCUGAAACGUUGAUGAAGGAUGCGGCAAAGCGACUGGUUGACAAGGUCGCCAUGGAAAGCCCGGAUGACAUUGAAGAUGAUGGAACUACUGUUGUCGCAAAUGUGUCGGUUACAAUUGAUGGAACAUGGCAAAAAAGAGGACAUUCAUCAAGAAUUGGUGUUACUUUUGUUAUAUCCGUGGACACUGAUGAGGUCCUAGAUUACUGUGUCAAGUUCCUGUUUUGUCAUGAGUGUAAAUCUCAUGGAAACAUGAAUGCUGAAAGCGAAGAAUACCAGUCUUGGAAAGAAUGCCAUGAACCACCAUACAGGUUCAUCAGAAGAAAUGGAAGCUGCUUCAGCCACUGA
Paramuricea clavata is the source of this 423-nucleotide messenger RNA. NCBI's taxonomy places the organism in Eukaryota, Metazoa, Cnidaria, Anthozoa, Malacalcyonacea, Plexauridae. The record is from the annotation of a GenBank genome assembly.